ACUUUUUCAUUUUAUAUGAAUAUCACCAAUAGGAGCUCUGAUUCACAUGUCCCUUUGGCUCGUGAAACCAGCUUGCCACCAAAAGUGACCUUUUUACAAGAUGAGGAUGACUUUGAUCGGGAGAAAUAUAGAGCCUCACUAAGAGCCAAACUGCAACUAGACGAUGAGGAUUCCGAUGUUUUUGGCUCCACACUCAAACAAUCUAAGUCGAGACUCACAGAAAGAAAUAGAUAUCUGGAGAAUGAGGAUGAAGACAUUUUGGGAUCUACCUACAAGCCAUUGAAAUUCAAGGGGUUAGAUGAAUCCAAUGCUGUAGAAACUUCGCUGAAAUCAUCAUUGAAAUAUAGAGCUUCAGCAGAGCCCUUCGAAUCGGCUUUGAAGUCCUUAAAAUUGAAUGGUACAGAUGAGUCAGGAUUCGGUGAAAGCAUAAAACAUAGAGCAUUAAAAGCUGUCGAAAGAACCGGCAAAGCGAGGUCCAUCUUGGACGACUUAGAUGAUCAGGAGGCUAGUUCAUUCUCUACUAGACGUAUUAAGAUCAGAAGUGAGAACGUCAUUAUGGGUGAUACCAGUACCACAACCGAAGCUUCCUCACGCAUGAAAGCUACCAAAGCUCGUCUCGCUGAUCUCGAAUCGGAAAUGUCCUCGAUUAGUGAAAAACAAAGUGAGCGGGAAAGGCGUAAACAUAAUUUAAGAAAAUUAUUGAAUGAAAGCGAAUCUGAUACCUUUAAGGCCAUAGAAAUGUAAUUGUUGUAAUAUUGUGUUAUACGAGUUCGUACCAUAAAAAGAAGAGUUGCGGAAAAUAAAGUGUUUAAAUAAAUGUUGAAA
Molecule: messenger RNA, 825 nt
Organism: Bactrocera neohumeralis
Lineage: Eukaryota; Metazoa; Arthropoda; Insecta; Diptera; Tephritidae
Exons: 4
Coding region: 16-744 (242 amino acids)
Source: RefSeq, a predicted model, not a curated record